AUGACGAUGGUGUUUUCGCACAAAAGCACAAUAAAAAAAAUUGGAAGAGUACGAAUGUAUAGAAACAUAUUCAGAGGCGUGAAAAUAGAAAUUACAAAUACGAAUAUUUAUCAUGAGGAGAUGAACAACUGCAAUCAAUUUUGCCCUCAAAAUGAUAUGACAGAAAUUAUUGCUUUCCUUGUCGUUGGAUAUGAAAAAGGCGAGACAUUUGCACAACUGAUGAAGCAUCAACUUCAGAAUUUUUCUCUUGUAUAA
Molecule: messenger RNA, 255 nt
Organism: Clunio marinus
Lineage: Eukaryota; Metazoa; Arthropoda; Insecta; Diptera; Chironomidae
Source: the annotation of a GenBank genome assembly